Clupea harengus (Atlantic herring) is the source of this 1048-nucleotide messenger RNA. It is a transcript of the gene psma6b, whose product is annotated as proteasome subunit alpha type-6. NCBI's taxonomy places the organism in Eukaryota, Metazoa, Chordata, Actinopteri, Clupeiformes, Clupeidae. Gene Ontology annotation, biological process: ubiquitin-dependent protein catabolic process. Bases 435 to 938 code for a protein of 167 amino acids. The transcript is spliced from 7 exons. The record is from RefSeq and is a predicted model, not a curated record. Gene Ontology annotation, cellular component: proteasome core complex; proteasome core complex, alpha-subunit complex.
GCAGCACAGCUAGUUGCAUCAGUAGCUAUGUCUAGUUCAGUUAUUCCUAAAAGUCAGUGUGUUGUAGUUGUCAGCUAGAAGAAAUGUAGUUGCGUAUGUGCCCGACACUUUAAAGUAAUUUGAAAGCAACAUGUUUAUCACGCAUUCAGGUUAAUGAAUACAAAUGUUAAUAUAGAUAACCGUCAACGAGCUAGGAGGAUAAUGGCUAGCUUAAUGCUAGCCGCCGCUAAUAGCCGUAUCGAUGAACGACUGUGUCUGUCUUGUUUACCUUAGAAUAUGCUUUCAAGGCUAUUAACCAGGGUGGUCUGACGUCGGUGGCGGUCCGAGGGAAAGAUUGUGCAGUGGUGGUCACACAGAAGAAAGUACCGGACAAGCUGCUGGAUUCCGGCACUGUUACUCACCUCUUUAGAAUCACGGAGAGCAUUGGCUGUGUUAUGUCAGGGAUGACAGCUGACAGCAGAUCUCAAGUCCAGAGAGCAAGAUAUGAGGCGGCUAACUGGAUGUACAAGUAUGGUUAUGAGAUUCCAGUGGACAUGCUCUGCAAGAGGCUUGCCGACAUCUCUCAGGUUUAUACACAGAAUGCUGAAAUGAGGCCACUGGGCUGUUGCAUGAUUGUGAUUGGCGUAGACGAAGAAUUGGGUCCGCAGGUAUACAAAUGUGACCCAGCCGGCUACUACUGUGGGUUCAAGGCCACAGCAGCAGGGGUCAAGCAAACAGAGGCCACCAGCUUCCUGGAGAAGAAAGUGAAGAAAAAACUAGACUGGACCUUUGGACAAACUGUGGAGACGGCAGUCACCUGUUUGUCAACAGUGCUUUCAAUUGAUUUCAAGCCCUCUGAGUUGGAAGUAGGAGUUGUCACCACUGAAGACCCAAAGUUCAGAAUUCUGACCGAGUCGGAGGUAGAUACCCACUUGGUUUCCUUGGCAGAGAGGGACUGAAGAGAAGGAGUUGUCUAGUGGGAGACCUGUCGGACCCAGUUACAGAGUGGUGCAAGCCUUGUUUGAUGUAUAUUUACCCCGUUCCAUUAAAGACAUUUUUGAGAAAAAAA